GGGGUUGGGCGGACUCUGCCCGGCCAGGACCGGCGAAAGGGAGUGUAGUUUUUCGGCUGGAUGGGACGUAUUUGGUGUUUAGAGGAGUAGCGAAUGCAUUCAUUCAUUCGUUCACUCGGUAAAUGUGGAGCGGGUACUGUAUGCUAGGCAUUAUUUUAUGCGCUGAGGAUACAGCAGAGACCAUGAUAGACAAGGUCUCUGCUCUCAUGGCAUUGAAUUCUAGUGGGCGAGACAGACAAUGAGCAGGAAAACAAAAAUAAUCUCAAGGGAUGACAAGAGCCACGAAGACAAUAUGAUAGGAUGAUGUGGUAGCUUGUGCUUAGUGGAGGGAGCAAGAGCUACUUCAGUCCAGGGAAGAUCGUAAUGUUUAAACUAAGACUUGGGUCGACCAUGCGAAGUUCCUGGGGGAGUGCAUUGUAAGUGCAAAGGCCUUGUGGCAGGUCAAGACGCCACAUUACUGAAAAGACAGAACUGGGGAACCUGGUGAUGGCGAAGGUGGGGAGGCAUUUAUUCAUACAGUAAACUACAAGCUGUGAAGCAUGAUGUCUUGAGGGAAGAAAAAGGAGGCCAGGAUGGCUGGACCAGACUGAACUAGAAGGACAGUAGAAGAGGAUGAGACCAGAGAGCUGCCAGAAGAUGAAUUGAAUCUUCUAGUGAUCAUAGUUGACACCAACCCAAUUUGGUGGGGAAAGCAAGCAUUAAAAGAAUCGCAGUUCACUUUAUCAAAAUGCAUAGAUGCUGUGAUGGUGUUGGGAAAUUCCCAUUUAUUCAUGAAUCGUUCCAACAAACUUGCCGUGAUAGCAAGUCACAUUCACGAAAGUCGAUUCCUAUAUCCUGGAAAGAAUGGCAGACUGGGAGACUUCUUCGGAGAAGCCAGCAACCCUCCUUCUGAAUUUAAUCCCUCAGGAAGUAAAGACGGGAAAUAUGAGCUGUUAACAGCAGCAAAUGAAGUUAUUGCCGAAGAGAUUAAAGACCUAAUGACCAAGAGUGACAUAAAGGGUCAACACAUGGAAACUCUGCUGGCAGGGUCCCUCGCCAAAGCCCUCUGCUACAUUCAUAGAAUGAACAAGGAAGUCAAAGAUAAUCAGGAAAUGAAGUCAAGGAUAUUGGUGAUUAAAGCUGCAGAAGACAGUGCUUUGCAGUAUAUGAACUUCAUGAAUGUAAUCUUCGCGGCCCAGAAACAGUGUUCAUUUCAGAGUAUUUUGAUUGAUGCCUGUGUUUUAGACUCCGAUUCAGGACUCCUCCAACAGGCUUGUGACAUCACAGGAGGACUGUACUUGAAGGUGCCUCAGAUGCCCUCCCUUCUGCAGUAUUUGCUGUGGGUUUUCCUUCCUGAUCAAGACCAGAGAUCUCAGCUAAUCCUCCCGCCCCCGAUUCACGUUGACUAUAGGGCUGCCUGCUUCUGUCAUCGGAACCUCAUUGAGAUUGGCUAUGUCUGUUCUGUGUGCUUGUCAAUAUUCUGCAACUUCAGCCCUAUCUGUACUACAUGCGAGACAGCAUUUAAGAUUUCUCUGCCUCCCGUGCUGAAGGCCAAGAAAAAGAAACUGAAAGUAUCUGCUUGAGAAUAAAAGGUUUUCCCACCUUUCAGGGCUAGUGGUAGAAACUGUAAGGCAGGAUCUGGGCUGGGAAGGGUCUGGAAAGAUACAGAUACAUAGAAGGUUAUUUUUAACCUGGUUAUUCAUUUCCCACAGGAAAUAUUUCCAAAGCAGCAGUCUCAUCUUGUACUUCUGGGGGACUGAUUUGUUUGGGGGAGUCAUUCUAUGGAAUGUAUUUUUUAAUCUUCUGGCUGGAUUUUGUCCAGAAAGGGUGAGAAAGCACAAAUUUGUGAAUUUUUUAAAAAUGGGGUGAUCAUUUGUCAGAGUCCGACUGUUGUGACUGAUUAUAGAUGGAGAGCAGAUUAACCGAAUCUAGGUCCUUACUGUGAAAUAUAUAAUAUGUGACAUUUAAACAUAGUGUUGGGAAAAAGUGUACACAUGGUUACUUAUGGACUAACGGCAUUAAUCAGCACAGUACUUCUUCCUUAACCAGCAGUCAACGUCAGCAGUCAUCAUGCAAAUAGAAUCCUUAGUGUCUAAAUUGAUACCAUUCAUCUCAGUUUUCAGGUAUUAGCAGAUACUUUUGUAUGUCAUCAGUACACGUGUGGACGUUACCCAAAGAAUAAUAUCGGUUUGUCACAGAAUAACUACAGUCUGUUCUUAAAUGAGCAAGAGGAGUGAGUGCAGUUGUCUGUUAGAAAACUUUUCUUCAAAAACAGUUGCAUUAAGAGUUUAUUUGUGAAAGGUCAGAGCAGUUCUGGGAGGGAAUUUCUUGGGGAGAAUGGACCCUUAACAAUUAAGUGUGGUCCCAGAUAGAAUUCUUUUCUUUUUAAAUGAAAUAAAUAAGUAUUGGAGAAGUGUUAUCUAGAAGCUUUGGACUGAAUAGUGAAAACUUUUGGAGUUGAAAAGAAAAAUUAUUUUUAAUUUCAACAAUACAAAAAUUAUUUUUCUAUGAAAUCAUGAAGUUGUUAACAUCCUUUUGAGUUCCAGCAGAGUACAGGAAGGCUUAAGGAAUAAGCAGUUGGUUUGGUUUGUUCAUACCUAAGGUAUAUUGUAAAACCCAUUUGCGUAUGAAACCUCGUAUGUAACUAAGGUUGAAUUUUCUCUUUAUAUAAUCCCUGAAGCUAAGUAUUAUUUAAGUAACUGAGUGGUUAGGUAAUUUCUGGGAGAUUUUAUAUUCUGGAUUUGUGGUUUUAUUAACAAAUGCACAAAGAUUUUGACGAUCACUUUGCAAGUAUCUGUGACUUCUUGAGUUUGAGAAUCUGUUUGCAUAUGUUGCCUUUUAAAAAUAAUAUUUAAUAUUUUACAGCUUAAUUGAAUGUAAUCGAAAUCAGUAUUGUAUGUUUGUGUGGGAAGUAAAGCGUAUAUCUAAAAGAUGAAUAACUUGCAGCAAGCUGAUAAGGUUUUCUCUCUUAUUCAUUUGAAAUGUUUUAUAUACUUGUUUAGCUCUGUUUUUAUUCUAUUUGUGGUCUACUUU
Molecule: messenger RNA, 3012 nt
Organism: Loxodonta africana (African savanna elephant)
Lineage: Eukaryota; Metazoa; Chordata; Mammalia; Proboscidea; Elephantidae
Gene: GTF2H3
Product: general transcription factor IIH subunit 3
Exons: 13
Coding region: 744-1562 (272 amino acids)
Biological process (GO): regulation of DNA-templated transcription; nucleotide-excision repair
Cellular component (GO): transcription factor TFIIH holo complex; transcription factor TFIIH core complex
Source: RefSeq, a predicted model, not a curated record